Anolis carolinensis (green anole) is the source of this 2728-nucleotide messenger RNA. Its product is annotated as CMRF35-like molecule 6. The transcript is spliced from 3 exons. Gene Ontology annotation, molecular function: transmembrane signaling receptor activity. The coding region runs from base 2005 to 2568 and encodes 187 amino acids. The record is from RefSeq and is a predicted model, not a curated record. Lineage: Eukaryota; Metazoa; Chordata; Lepidosauria; Squamata; Anolidae. Gene Ontology annotation, cellular component: plasma membrane.
UUACAGUUGGGUUAGAGAUAGGGUUAGAGUUGGGGUUAGAGUUGGAUUAGUGUAAGGGUUAGCGUUACAGUUGGAUUAAGGUUAGGGUUAGGGUUACAGUUGGAUUAGGGUUAACGUUAGGGUUAGGAUUGGGUUAGGUUUAGGGUUAGUGUUAGGGUUACAGUUGGGUUAGGGUUAGGGUUAGGUUAACAGUUGGGUUAGGUUCAGGGUUAGGAUUACAGUCAGGUUAGGGUUAGAGUUACAGUUGGGUUAGGUUUAAGGUUACAGUUGGUUUAGGGUUAGGGUUAGGGUUACAGUCGGGUUGGGGUUAGUGUCAGGGUUAGUGUUACAGUUCGGUUAAUGUAAGGGUUAGUGUUACAGUGUUAGGGUUAAAGUUACAGUUGGGUUAGGGUUAAGGUUAGGGCAACAGUUGGGUUAGGUUUAGGGUCAGGGUUACAGUCAGAUUAGGGUUAGGGUUACAGUUGGGUUAGGUUUAGGUUUAAGAUUAGAGUUAGGGCCUAGGGUUAGGAUUACAGUUGGGUUGGGGUUUGGGUUAGGGUUUGGGUUACAGUUUGUUUAGGGUUAGGGUCAAGAUUACAGGUGGGUUAGAGUUAGGGUUACCCUUGGGUUAAUGUAAGAGUUAGAGUUACAGUUGUGUUAGGGUUAGGGUUACAGUUGGGUUCGGUUUAGGGUUAGGAUUACUGUCAGGUUAGGGUUCAGGUUACAGUUGGAUUAGAGUUAGGGUUGGGCCUAAUUGUGCUGGGGGACUUUAACCUCCAUGUCGAGGCUACCUUGUCAGGAGGAGCUCAGCGCUUCAUGGCCGCCAUGACAACCAUGAGGCUGUCCCAAAUUAUAUCUGGGCCCAUUCAUAUGGCUCGACAUGCAUUGGGCUUGGUUUUCAAUGCAGCUAGGGAUGACGGUGUCGGUGUGGAAGAACUCUCCAUCAUUCCAUUGUCAUGGACCAACCACCACCUGAACAGGUUUAGACUCACAGCGACUGACAGGUGAAAGUUUAUUUGGAAAGCCAUUGUGUUUUUCUGGCUCUAGUUCAUUCUACAUCCAUGUGCUUCCUUCUGAGUAAUUAAUAUUAAGCCAUAACAUGUAGGACAUAGUUGUAGGCAUAGGAUAAAUUAGAGAAAAUGGAGAACAUAAAAUGGGAGCACAAAGGAUCACUUUGUUCAAUGACUUUUGAAACAGGAAAUAAAUGAAUUCCAAAGGUGAAAACUCUAUACUUGUUCAGAGGCAAUUAGUCUCCAACCCGUUAUUGAAAACAAAAAUCAGGUCUUUUCUCAAAAGGAAGACAUUUUGGAAAAGACAUUAUUUCAUUCUGUUAUUAGCAGUAUUUGGACCACUUUAGCUUGGCAACCCUUACAACAUCUUGAGUUAGGUCACCUCUCUCUGACUCCAGACAAGCUGAGAGGGCAAAUCAGUGAGAAAGGGGAAGACUAUAGUUAUGGGCUUGGGGGUCAUGUUUCCUUUUAGCAAACAUGCAAACCCUCUUUUUUCUCCCUGCCUGACUGAUCUGACCACAGAUUAAGAAACAGGACUUUUGCUGACGUAGAAAGAUAUCACUUCCUCUACUUCCUUGCCUUUUACUAACAUCCCUCUACUGUAGCAGACCGAGACUCUUUUGCUUGUCAAAAUUCUAUCCUGUUGUAUCCAGGGAUUUGUAGUUUGGUGGGGAGUGUUUAAUUAUCUGAUGGAAAGCUCUAGUGCUGAUUCUAUUUUUCAUUUCAUUUCUGAGCUUCCCUUGAGCAUCUUGCCAGCUGUUCUGGAGAAGAUAGUGCAGAAUCCCCUGGUGUUUUCAGCAUUGUUUCUUCCUUCUAUUCUCAAAAUAAAAAAGAGGAAAUAUCCUAACCACAACAGCAGGAGAUCAAGAUUUUUUAAGUGCUUCUUUUCCUACACCAUUUCUAAAGAAAGUUAAGUUACUCAGCUUUUGCAUCUGAUAUAUUGGAUCUGAUUCUUGAACUACAAAAUCAUUCAGACUACAUUCAACACUGUGGACCACUGAAACUGCCCUCAAACAUGGACAGCAGAACCAUGAGACUGGUGAAGAUGUUUUCUCUUCUGAGUUGGGUGUUAAUUCCAGGUUACUGGGCUCUCAGUGGUCCAAAUGAAGUCCAUGGUGAUGUAGGAGCAUCACUCUCAGUAAAAUGCUGUUAUGACAAAGACUAUGAAAAUCAGUCUAAGUAUUGGUGCAAAUUCAAAACAUUUUUAAAAGUCUUCAGUGAACUCUAUUGUGCUGUAUUAAUAAGAUCUGAAUUGGACAAAAAAGUGGAGGAUAGCAGAAUCUCGAUCCAAGACAGUAAAAAAACCCUAUGUUUUAAAGUGAAUAUGAACAACCUGACAUUAAAAGAUGCUGGACUUUAUCAGUGUGGUAUAACACACAGGAUUUUUCCUGAUUCCACACAUAAUAUUAAAGUGAUUAUCUACCAAGAUCCAGAAGAAGAGUCAACAAUCACUGAGCAACCAGAAAAGAUAUCAAACACUGAACAAGAUGAAAGGCUGUCAUCUACUAAAACAUCAGACCCUGGGCGCAUUGCAGAGGACACAGAUGAAUCCAGUUCCAGCCCUAUUCCCACAGAGUGAGUUUUUUUUUCUUCUCUUCUUUUAAAAAGAUAAUAAAAUGCUGCCACUCCUCUCUGCAUAAAGCUACUAAUUACACUAUGUAACAAAAUUUGAAAAAUGUUUUGUUCCUGGUUUGAAAGUGUUAUUCCCAUUUAAUUGUGUGGUACUUACUUUGAAAGUA